Messenger RNA from Acomys russatus (golden spiny mouse), 2645 nucleotides. It is a transcript of the gene Scn4b, whose product is annotated as sodium voltage-gated channel beta subunit 4. The transcript has 5 exons. Lineage: Eukaryota; Metazoa; Chordata; Mammalia; Rodentia; Muridae. Gene Ontology annotation, molecular function: sodium channel regulator activity; transmembrane transporter binding. Gene Ontology annotation, biological process: regulation of ventricular cardiac muscle cell membrane repolarization; regulation of sodium ion transmembrane transporter activity; cardiac muscle cell action potential involved in contraction. The coding region runs from base 621 to 1307 and encodes 228 amino acids. The record is from RefSeq and is a predicted model, not a curated record. Gene Ontology annotation, cellular component: membrane; voltage-gated sodium channel complex.
CACACGCCCACCGGCUGCGGCAACGCUCGCUGCGGACGUCCUCCCUGUGGUCCCGGGAGAGUCAGCGGCUGCCCUUACUCGUGUUCUCCGAGCCGAACAAAACAGCCUUCCAACAAACCUAAAAGCUCCACCUCUACUCCCCCAUGAACUCUUCUCCUAAUUGGCAGCUCGGCGCUUGGGGUGAUGCGGGCGGCUGCGGGCCAGCCCUGCAGUGCCAAGCCGCAGCAUCCCGGUCCGGCUAGAGAGGGAGAGGGCUGAUCAGGCUGCACCCCACGAUCGUAAUCCGCCGCGCGCCCCGGUGCUGUGCGAAACCGGCGAGGACGCCGCCCCUCCUGCGGCUGGAGCGCUUCCAGAGCAGAGGCGCAUCGCGGUGCCGCUCUCCCUGGCGUCCUCCCUCCAGCUCCGGCUCCUGCAGCCGGCUCCAAAAGGCAGGCGGGCGCGCCUCCCCCUCUUUGUCCUCCCCCUCGUCUCGCUCUCUCGCGGCUAACUUUCCGGAGCCCGACCCGCGGCGCGGAGCUCUCCCGGCAGCUGCGGGGCCCAGGGCUGAUCUCGGGCGAAGAGCUCGGCUGUGCCCACUAUCCCAUCCCAAGCCCUCGGAGCGCUCCGGAGAGAAUAGGACUAUGUCCCGGUCUGGGGACCGAGACAGUAUCUCUGCGAGAUGGCUGGGCACUGGACUUUUGGGUCUCUUCCUGCUCCCCAUGUCGCUGUCGUUGGAGGUGUCUGUGGGAAAGGCCACCACCAUCUACGCUAUCAACGGCUCAGCGAUCCUGCUGCCCUGCACCUUCUCCAGCUGUUUCGGCUUUGAGAACCUCUACUUUAGGUGGUCCUACAAUAACAGCGAAACAUACAGGAUUCUCAUCGACGGGAUCGUGAAGAAUGAAAAAUCUGACCCUAAGGUGAGGGUGAAAGACGAUGACCGCAUCACCCUGGAGGGCUCCACUAAGGAGAAGACGAACAACAUCUCCAUCCUGUUGAGUGACCUGGACUUCAGUGACUCAGGCAGAUACACCUGCUUCGUGAGGAACCCCAAGGAGAGGGAGUUGAACAACUCUGCCACCAUCACCCUCCAAGUGGUUGAUAAAUUGGAAGAAGUGGACAACACGGUGACACUCAUCAUCCUGGCUGUGGUGGGCGGGGUCAUUGGACUUCUCAUCUGCAUCCUAAUGCUGAAGAAGCUCAUCACCUUCAUCCUGAAGAAGACCCGUGAGAAGAAAAAGGAAUGUCUCGUGAGUUCCUCUGGGAAUGACAACACAGAGAAUGGGCUACCUGGCUCCAAGGCAGAAGAGAAGCCACCCACAAAAGUGUGAGGCCCUGCUUGGGGCCAAGCAGUGCAGGGAGCCCCACUUUCUGAUGGUGAUAUUGAUGGCAAGUUCUGUCUGUAGAACCCACCUACUGAGAUGUGUGUUGCUUGGCCCAAACUCUAGUCUUUAGGAGCAGGAUGGACCUGGUCCUUCCCCAGCCUGUGCUUCCUAGGGGCAAGGGUUGGCUGUGGGAGGAAGCCUAUGGGAGGCUGAAGAAAGAGAAAGGAGGGGCUGGAGUGACCUUCUCACCGCAGCAAAACCUCACUUUCCCCUCACUUUGCCUUCUGAUCUUUCACUGGGAAAUUGGGGUGAUCAGUGAGGGCUGCUCCCAAAGCUGGGGUUUGGAGAUGGGUGUAAGGUGAGCACUUAUGCUGGGAACAUGCCAGAACUCUGGGAUGGAGUCUGCUGAGUGUGGGGCCAGUUGUGAGGGAGAAGCUGGGCUUUGAAGAAUAUCAGGCUUCCUGAAGUCCCUUCAGAAGGCACUUCUCCUUCCCCCGACCCUGAAAUACCCGCACAGUGUCCCGGCUCCCUGUCCAGCCUUCUGCUCUGAAUCUGUAGACCUUCCAGCUAGACCUGGCUACCCUGGUCUUCAAGUGUCCCAGCCUACCUAGCUUAUCUUUGCUCUCUGGGCUGCAGCUGCCGAAGAGGCUUGUGGGGAGGGGCGACCUCCAUCCUUCCUAGAGCACUGGGGUGCUAGACGCAUCUUUUUUUUUUGGCUUUGCUCUUUGGAUUUCAGAGGUGGGAGAGCAGUGUCCUCGACCUCCCAGCCUUUGAAAUGUCUACUCCAUCCCUACAAGACUGACAGCCCUUAUUCCUGGCGUGGCAGGACCAUGCCUCUCUGGUACUUCUGGAGCUCAGUUUCCCACAUUUCUCCCUUCUCUCGAAACAGCUGGCAUCGCCAUCGUCCUUGAGGGAUGGUUUCCUACGACCUCUCAUCCUACACCUUUGCUCCUUCUAUGUCCCUCCAGCAUGCCUGGCCUUCCCCUGUCCCCCAGGUCUGUGCACCCCCAGCCCUGGGUCUGCCAUUGCCUCAGGGACCUCUGUUUCCAGAUGAGAAGGCCUUUGGCUUUUCCAGCUUCUUUCUGCCCAGCUGGGCCAGCUUCUUGCCUAGGCUGAGGCUGAGGAAGAGACGGAGAGGGUACUUAUACCUUCUCUCUACUUUCUGCAGAGCCGGUUUGCACACCCCUUGCGUGUGGGGCUAGAUUGUGCCUUAGCUCCCUGAGUCCUGGCUCUUACCCCAUUUUCUGUUGGAUCACACUCCCUCACUUCUUGCACAGUUUGGUGUGAUGCUUGUCGGGCUCCCCAGUGCCCUUCCCCGAGGUCGUGGAGGAGACCAUGAAGCUA